Molecule: messenger RNA, 2414 nt
Organism: Drosophila suzukii
Lineage: Eukaryota; Metazoa; Arthropoda; Insecta; Diptera; Drosophilidae
Gene: Syngr
Product: synaptogyrin
Cellular component (GO): synaptic vesicle membrane; neuromuscular junction
Source: RefSeq, a predicted model, not a curated record
CGCGCUGACAGUCGAAUUUCCGUUGAGAGCGAAGCUGGCAAAAAGUAAAAGUGAAAAUCAGGCCCUUGAAAUUUCUUCAUCAAUUAUGGAUUGAUUACCACGAGUACAGUGAUUUGUUUGCGAGCGCGGUUAACGGAAAGUGAAUUUGAAAGCUAGUGGCAAAAGUGUAAAUUUCCCUUCUGUGCCGUAAUCCAUAAUUGCGAGCAAGCACUCGAGCGCACCCACCCACACCACGCACGGUAUAUACACACAGUUGUGGGUGAGCCGCCCCCACUUUGCCCUUGGCCCCACGGACAGAAGAAGCGUUCGAUUUUUCACAACAGUCAGUGAAAACGCCAGCGGAGGAACCCCGAGAGCCCGAGAACCACGACAAACACGAGAACCGGAGACCCAUUAUCACCAUGGACAUGCUCAACCAGAUACUCAGCAUCAAUAAUGGCGGCGCCUACGGGGGCGGGAAGGCUGGUGGCGCCUUCGACCCCCUCACGUUCGCCAUGAAGCCCCAAGUUGUCAUCAGGGCCCUCUGCUGGCUCUUCUCGGUCGUGGUCUUCGGCUGCAUAUCCUCGGAGGGUUGGACGGAGAAGGAUGGCAAGGAGUACUGCCUUUACAAUGGCGAUGGCAUGGCCUGCAAGUACGGAAACAUGGUGGGCGUCUUCGGGUUCCUGGCCUCCAUGGGCUUCAUGGGCGGCGAGUUCCUUUUCGAGCGGAUGUCGUCGGUGAAGAGCAGAAAGCGUUACGUCAUGGCUGACAUGGGGUUCUCGGCCUUCUGGACCUUCAUGUACUUCGUGGCCUUCCUCUACUUGUGGUCCCAAUGGAGCUCAUCGCCCCCGCCGCCACUGGGAAUCGGAGCUGGCAGCAUGAAGACCGCCAUUUGGUUCUGCCUCUUCUCGAUUGUCAGCUGGGCCCUCUGCGCUCUGAUGGCCUACAAGCGCUUCCUGAUCGGCGCCGGUGAUGAGUUCACUUCGGCCUUCGAAACGGACCCGGCCAACGUGGUCCAUCAACAAGCCUACGGUUACUCAAUGGACAACGACAAUGACCAGUAUAGCGCCUCACCAUUUGGCCAGCCCCAACAGGGAGGCAUGGAGCAGCAGCAAUCCGGAAUGGAGUACCAGCAGCCCACCUACUAAGGAAUUUCCAAACUUGCUCCUCCGUUGUCCGCACACACUUACUUCGAUUUUGUAGUGCAACUGGCAAAGGUUUACACGACUAAACAGCUACACACAUGUUGGCUUUACCAUAUACACCGAUGUCGAACAUAUAACAAGAGUAACCGAAACAAUAACAGUUGAUACAAGCAAGCAGCAGCAGAAACCAAUCCACGCAUUGGAUCCAAUCUCCCAAUCCACGCUUUAUCUACCGGGAGAGUCAGGGGAUAUUUCCGAUAUCGGAUAUGUCAGAGUAGUUUGAAUAACUCGUAAGCUAGCCCCUUAAGUUGAGUGUGCAGUUUUGUAGUGGGAAUUUGUUGCAAUAUAUUAUACAGAUAUACAACUAGUUAUAUAUCCCAUAUGUAUACAUCCUACCCGUGCUUUCAACGUUGUUAGUUAUUUAGUGUUUACGUGUACGUACUAUAUGAUUUUGAUUUGUGUCAGACCCUGGUCCCCCAAUGAUCAGCUUGUUAACGAUGGCAAUAGCCUACAACAGAGGGAAACAUGAUGUUUUUUAGAUAAAUUUACACACGUGCAGUGCAAAUAGUUGAAAACGAUGCAAUUUGGCCACCGGGAGGACAGACGAACCACUGCUCAAACCACAUAUCCAAUAUCCAUCUGGAAAACCCCACAAAUAGACCUGCGGCCAGGGUCAAAGCUUGGUUAAAUGAGCAGCAAUAGCAACCACUACAAUAACCGCCAAACAAUAUGUACAUUGUAAGCCAUAAGAGAUCUUAAAACCGAGAAAUUGUUGUAAGGGAAUAAGAAUUCGGGAGAUUAAUGCAGGAAUAGUUAUGGUUCGCGAGCACGCUGAAAAUGGUAUGGGGCUUGUUCAAGGCUUAUUGUUGCCCAAAUAUUAACGACAAAUUGUAUAGUAACUAUAAAUACCCAAUCAAAUGGAAAUUUACUUAUGUGUACAAUACCCAUUAUGCAUUGUAAAGGGGAGAUCUCAACUGACAGAUACAACUGGGCGAGAUGGCUCCUUCGAUAUACUCAAAUAUCAAUGAAUGUAAACAUAUUGAUUACAUAAAUGUUCACUUAGUGCAGCAAGUUGCGAUAACCUACAAAUGUAUUUGUUAAUUUAAAUACUAUAUACAUAUAUAUUAUAUAUAUUUACGGAUUGUAUGUGUAAUACGAAGCGCCCUGUUAAAUGCAACAAGGAGAUGGGGAUCUCAGCAAAUAUACAAGUAUAAAUUAAUCAUGUAGAAUUCGUGUGCGUUAAAUGGUAGAAAGAAAAAAACAAUUGACUCAUUUAAAUAAUAAAGAUCG